This is a messenger RNA of Histoplasma capsulatum G186AR, 3021 nucleotides long. RefSeq names its product PX domain-containing protein. The record is from RefSeq and is a predicted model, not a curated record. Gene Ontology annotation, cellular component: intracellular membrane-bounded organelle. The transcript is spliced from 3 exons. Lineage: Eukaryota; Fungi; Ascomycota; Eurotiomycetes; Onygenales; Ajellomycetaceae. Gene Ontology annotation, molecular function: phosphatidylinositol binding. The coding region runs from base 1 to 3021 and encodes 1006 amino acids.
AUGGAUGAGCGUCAACUCGACGAGACGACGGACGACUCGGUGUCCGUUGGUGAUUCCACUCCAUCUGGUCCUCCUCAAGAUCCUGCUGCGUGUACAGUUGAUGCCACGAGUUCCUCCCCUUCGAUAGCUAGACAUAGCCCUCUCCUUGACCAAUGUUUACAAUUUCUAUCAGCCGCUAACAAUGCCACUCUGGCUGCUUUGGGCGGAGUCACCAUUGCGAUUACGUAUUUCGUUCUCGGAAGACUUAGCCUGGUGCUAUUUGGGGUAGUCGCUGGUAUCGGACUGCAUUCAUCUUGGGAGGGCUACAAGGAGUAUGGAGAUGAAUCCACGAAACCAGGCCCCUCCAUAAGGAGGCGGGAGUUGGGCAUCGAAGUGGCAAAGAGACUGCUGAACUGGGAAGAAUCGAGGACUACUGAUAAACCAAGGUAUCAAGCCAGUCCUGAGGAUACGUCGAUGACCAAGUUGGAUUAUUCCGAUUUCCAGCCCGCAACAGCAGCAGCUUUGAAUACACUGACUGAUGCUGUCAUUCGAGAUUACGUCCAAUGGUGGUAUCAGCCUAUCCUAUCAUCAGAACAGACGUUCCCGCAAUCCUGCCGUUCGACCCUCGCCCGUUUUGUUAUUUCUAUAUCCUCUCAUCUUUCGCGGAAGAGGCCGGCAGAUAUUUUUCUUCAUUUCGUCACCAAUGCAUCUUCUAUCAUCAUCGUAUUUUUAAACGAACUCUCGUCUGCCUUGCAAUCGACUUCCAGCGGGCCGGCCUCUACAGCAGAUGCAAUUUCGACCUACCUGAAUAGGUUCCCUGAAAGUAAUUUAGCAAAUGUUUUAUCAACGACCCAACAACGUGCCAAGCUCAGGCUCGUUGCGUCUGAUCUUCUACAAACGUUUCUACAACCCGAUUUGUACGAUUGUGAACCGGUCCGAGUUUUCCUUUGCGAAAUCCUUUCAGGUGUCAUCUUAGAAAGCGUAAUCGACAAUUGUUCAAAGCCAGAAUGGAUCAAUGGGUGGAUUGUCCAGCUACUGGAGGAAGGAGAGCCAGAAUUGAUGAGUGCAAUUGACAUUGGGGUUGAUGGAGCCCGACAGAAUCAUUUGGAGGAAUUCUCCACGCACUCGCUGGCCGCUAAUAACAAUAUGCCUGAUUUCGCGGAUGAUUCGCGAACGAGUCAGCAAAACCAAGGACUUACGAAGGCACAAAUUGAGAUGGAAGAGGCGGUAAGGGAAGCAAAGCGCCUCAGUGCGAUGAUUGAAUCUGGAAGUACUCGAGGUUACCAGGAACAGCCGUCGACGAUUGUAACUGAUGGUGACAUCGAUAUCCGCCAUGCAAGUUUCUCCUCGAAGAUUUCUCACGUAGAAAUAACUGCCUCAAGCGAUGGAGUUUGGAAUGGUAAUGUCACCACAAGGCAUGGUGAUGUGUCGAGAAGUUCUAAUGAGCUCGGGGAUUCUAGAAACUCAAUGGACGAACCGCGUUCCAUACAGGAAGCUUCGAUUCGGAUGAUCCUUCUGGGUGCGUCUGUGUCGAUUUUCGAUGACAACUUCUCAAAUGACAAAGGGGCAAUGCGUGUGAAGCCCACGGAUGACUAUUUGCUACAAAUUGAACCCGCCAGCUCGCGUCAUCCGGGCUGGGUAAUUACGAGGAAAUACGCUGACUUCGAAGUUCUCCAUGAAGUUUUACGACGCAUUUCGGUUGUUUCAGGGGUAUCUGAUUUUGUAGAACAACACAGAGAACUGCCAACCUGGAAAGGUCAGUACCAGUCAGACCUACGGCAAAGUCUUGAGCGCUACCUUCAGCAUGCCCUACGCUUCGAGCGGCUCGCUGGAUGCGAGGCUAUGAAAAGGUUUUUAGAAAAAGAGCGAAGUGUUGCGACAUCGUCCCCGAAUGGGAUCGGGAAGAGCGGAUUUUCAUUUCCGAGCCAGGCGGUGUUUGAAAAUAUGGGCAAGGGGGUACUGGAAGUCCUAAGCAGUGCUCCUAAAGGGGUAGCAGGGGGUGGUAAGGCUGUCCUUGAAGGUGUCACUGGAGUGUUUGGAGCGGGCAGUAGUGUUAAGAAACGUUCGGUUGACUUUGCCCUCAGGGACAAAGUAGACCCGAAGUUGAGAAUGCCCCCUAACGGGUUCUUCAACAAUAAAGUUGCAAUCAGUCAGAACAGUGGUGGAACGGCAGAGGUGGCUUCCCCCUCGCGUCCAGACACGGAACACUAUAUUCCUCUUGGCUCUGGCUCGAUUGAAAAUGCGUUCGAAAAACCUCUAACUUAUGUUACACACGAGGAUGCGGAGGAAAAUGAAGAGGAGCAAUCAGUCUUCAAGAGACCAGUCGCCGAUCGAUUAUCUCCUUCUCUUUCUCCUGAACACGCGGGUCAGAACCAAGAGAACGGACCCGUCGCUAGCAAAAACCGCCUGCAAGAAGUCGAGCCCGUAUCAACCGGUCUAGCCGGUCAAGUUACAGGCUUUAACGGCAAUACGACUGUCCAGCCUGAAUCAGACGUCGAAUCUUUGAACUCUCACCUUAAUCCUUACUCAACCGAAGUGAGGGUUAUGCCUCUCUCCGAGGAAGAGACUGGUGUUGCAGUUGAACUACUGUUUGCUGUCAUUAACGAACUAUAUGCCUUGUCCUCCGCCUGGGGAAUUAGAAAAAAACUGUUGAAUGCGGCGAGAUCGUUUUUGCUCCGACCUGGGAAUCCAAAUAUUGAAGGUAUUCGUCUCCUGAUGCAGCAAUCAAUUAUUGAAUCCAAUGCCUCUGAUGAUGCCCUUGCGACGUACAUCACUGCCCUACGUCAAAAUGCACUGCCAACUGAAGAUGAACUCAAAUCGAUCCCCCCUCCCUUGACUGAUGAUGAACAAAUGGAGCUUCGGAUCAAGGCUCGAAAGUUGCUAGUGACAAGAGGCAUGCCGCAGGCUCUGACGAGCAUCAUGGGCAACGCUGCAACUACAGAGGCUCUUGGACAUGUUUUUGAUUCUCUUCAGGUCAAAUCUGUUGCAAGAGGAUUUAUUUUUGCUUUACUACUUCAGGCAUUAAAGGCCAUGAUUCAAUAG